AUGGAGCUUGAAGAUGCGGAGGAGGUGGUGGAGCUUGAGGACGCGAAGCAUUACCAAAAUAAUCCACAAAUAGUGGAGGUGGAGACUGAGGUCGCGGAGGUGGAGGAGCCUGAGGGGGUGGAUGUAGAACUUGAGGACGCGGAGGUGGAGUUUAAGAACGCGAAGGAUCUUGAGGGUGAGGAAGUGGAUCUUCAGGACGCGGAGGUGGAAGUGGAGGUGCUUGAGGGCAUGGAGGUUGAGCUUGAGGACGCAAAGGUGGAGGUUGAAGAGCUUGAGGGCGAGGAGAUAGCGCUUGAGGAUGAGGUGGAGGUUGAAGACCUUGAGGGCGAAGAGGUGGAGCUUGAGGAUGAGGUGGAGGUUGAAGACCUUGAGGGCGAAGAGGUGGAGCUUGAGGACUUGAAGGUGGAGGUUGAAGACCUUGAGGGCGAAGAGGUGGAUCUUCAGGACGCGAAGGUGGAAGGUGAGGAGCUUGAGGCCCAGGAGGUGGAGCUUGAGGACGCGAAGAGUAAGAGCUUGAGGGAUGCGAAGGUGGAGGAACUUGAGGGCGAGGAAGUGGAGCUUGAGGACAAGGAGGUAAAGGUUGAGGAUCUUGAGGGCGAGGAAGUGGAGCUUGAGGACGCGGAGAUGGAGGUGGAGGAGUUUGAGGGCAAGGAGGUGGAGCUUGAGGUCGCGGAGGUGGAAGUGGAGAAGAUUGAGGGUGAGGGGGUGGAGCUUGAGGUCGCGAUGGUGGAGGUGAAGGAGCAUGAGGGUGAGGAGGUGUAUUUUGAGGACGAAGAAGUGGUGCUGGAGGAGUUUGAGUGCGAGAAGGUGGACCUUAAGGACGCGGACGUGAAGGUGGAUGAGUUUGAGGGCGAGGAGGUGGACUUUGAGGACGCGAAAGGGGAACAGUUUGAGGGCGAGUAG
Procambarus clarkii (red swamp crayfish) is the source of this 903-nucleotide messenger RNA. NCBI's taxonomy places the organism in Eukaryota, Metazoa, Arthropoda, Malacostraca, Decapoda, Cambaridae. The record is from RefSeq and is a predicted model, not a curated record.